UCGUAAUGUAUGAGUUUUUUACGUCAAUUAAAGCCAAUUAGAAGAGGUGUGGAUAGGUUUGUUGGAUAAGUCGUCGCAUGCUGAUCAUGCCACGAUGAGUUCCGUCAUCGAGUUCGAUUCCCGCGUUAGGAGAAACUUUUAUUCGCCAAUUCCGCCAGAUGGCGAAACGAGGUAAACUAAAGUUUUUCACCAUUUUAACGGAUAAACAUCCUCAAAGUGAUGGGGGCCAAGCAUCCAGCUUCGAUCAUUUAUUCGAGUUGCCUGGAAUUGUGCGUGUAAUGAUAGCUAUUCGAGUUUAACUAACAGAAUUGUUGUUACUAACAAUAUACCAAAAGCUGGGUUCAUGUUCUGCGAACAGACAUAAAAUGUAAAUGGACUAGUUAGCUCGUAUAGUGCGUUCGCAUAGUAUGUACUAUUUCACGCAAGAUAAGCAAUGGCUAUUCAUCAUUGUAGGAUUUCGACUCCCGAACUGUGAACAAAGGAACAAACUUGGGACAAACCUUUCUCUACUUCAAACACAUUUUGAAUUUCUGAAGAUUUCACGACUUGUUUCACGAUAUUGUCAUGAACGAAUUUUCUCAAUAGAUUAUCGAAGGACGUAAUUACAUUUUCUAAUUUAAAAAAUAAAAUCAUGAAUUAAAACUACAUUUAAAAUUUUAUUACACAAAGUAAUAAGAAUUUAAGAUGAGAAAAAAAAGAAAAGUCUCAGUUAAGGCGAGAGGUCAGAGAGGACACGAACAAAAUACAAAUAAGGAACUAGAUGGGCGUUUCUCCAGAAAUGGAGGUAAGGUUAAAAAAACUAUCUCGAAAAAAAAACGAGGCUGCAGCAUGAAUCUUCAGUAUUCUUAUCUGUGCUGAGGGAAAUAGUGGCAUUCAACUGAAUCAGGUUCUUGAGAAACGGUCAAACUCAAACUCGACUCUCCUUCUGCGUCCAAGCCAAAGUUUAAAGCGUUGAUUAAAAAAAAUUACUUGAUCUAAAUUGGUGAUCCGUGUGCAUUUAUAAAUUACUGGCUUGACUCCACAGAAAAUCCAACAAGCGCAGAAAUCAUGGCAACGUCCGAUUCUUGGCCGAAACUGUUCACCUGGGUGGAUUAUUUUCUGUUUGCUUUGACUCUCGUCGUGUCUUCGCUAGUCGGAAUCUAUCACGCUUGGCGUGGCGCCAGCGGUUCGACCUCCGACUACCUGAUGGGUGGAAGAAAGAUGCCCAUCUUCCCCGUAGCCAUGUCUCUUGCCGCUAGCUCAAUUUCAGCGACGACAUUGUUAGGUGCCCCGACAGAAGUUUACCUAAACGGAACAAUGUACAUUUGGUUAACCGUUUCUGCCGUCCUUUCCAUAGCCGCAGCGACUCAAUUAUAUUUGCCUAUUUUCCAUCGUUUGAAAAUUGUUUCAGCAAAUCAGUAUCUCGAGAUACGAUUCAACCCUGUCAUCAGACGGCUUGCGUCUAUGCUGUUCGUGGUAAAGCAGUUAUUGUAUCUAUCGAUUGUUGCCGUCGGACCUUCUUGGGCGCUGAGACAAGUUACAGGAAUCAAUACCUUGAUUUCAGUCGGAAUUUUAUUCGCCGUCUGCACAUUCUACACAGCACUCGGUGGAAUCAAAGCUGUUGUUUGGACCGAUACCAUACAGUUCUUAAUGAUGUAUGGGUCCAUUAUAAUUUUGAUCGUCAAGGGGGUGAUAGACGUUGGCGGCCCGAGAACUGUGUGGGACCGCAAUUUUAACUCGUCUCGCAUUGAACUUUUGAACAUCGAUAUCGACCCCACAACUCCCCACACGGUAUGGUCUCUUGUCAUUGGAGGCUUCUUCUACUGGAUGAGUUGGUAUGCAGUAGACCAGACCACUGUUCAACGAUUUCUUGUGAUGGAAACACUCCGCAGUGCAAAAAUAUCCAUGUGGAGUAACCUGGUCGCUGUUUGUGGAAUAAUAUAUCUUUGUGGAUUUGUUGGUUUAGUCAUGUAUUCGAAAUAUUUCUAUUGCGAUCCUUUGACUGCCCAGGUAAUUGAUAAAGCUGACCAAAUAGUUCCAUUUUUCGUCAUGGACGUGCUUGGAGAUUUUCCAGGACUUCCCGGACUGUUUGUAGCCGGUAUUUUCAGUGGUGCUCUCAGCACUUUAUCUAGUGUCUUAAAUGCGGUAGCUCUUGUUAUACUGGAAGAUUUCAUUCGACCCGUAUUCCCAAACAUGUUGGACCAGACUGCUACUCGCCUUGUCAAAGCAGUGUCUCUCGUAUUUGGAAUUCUUAGUUUUAGUAUGGUUUUUCUUGUUUCUCACAUUAAAACCAUUUUAGACGCCACGUUGAGUUUCGACGGCGCUGUAGCUGGAUCGAUCUUAGGGGUUUUUACUCUUGGAAUAUUCGUUCCUUGUGCAAAUUCUGUCGGAGCUGGAGUGGGCAUGUUAACUGCCUUUGGAUUCAUGAUGUGGCUAGGAGUAAGCGCGCAAAUUGCAAAAUCGAGUGGAAUCGUUCAUAACAAUCAGAUGAAACCAUUCAGCAUUGACAAUUGCUCCGCUUACAACGGAUCUAUUGAGAGCUCUUACUUUUUUACCAAUUCAACAUCUGAUUAUAAAAAAGAUGAGCCGUUUAUUCUUUUAAGAAUUUCAUAUCUUUGGUACACGGUGACUGGUAUGCUGAUUGUUCUUACUCUCGGAACUAUAGUGAGUAUUUUUACUAAAGCAAUUGGAAGUAUUAGAAGUUCUGCCGAACUCUCUGCUGUGCAACUUAAUAGCAGUACUUUUCGUCGUAAGAAUAGUUCCACUGAUGAAGGUCCAGUGACAAGCUCUUUACUCUGAAAGUAAAACCAGAUUUUUCAGAAAAAUUCUACAGCCUACAAGUUUGAAAAAUCGGAUAAAAGUUGACCAUUUUUUAACCAUACGAGCGGUGUGCAUUAUUUUGAAAAAAAAUACCGAGUUUUAGAAAGCUCAAUUGAUAUUUAGGCUACAGUCUCAUUUGCUAUACGCAAAGUUUUGGAAUUGUAAAAAUAAACACGGAGAAAUAAAUCUUUCUUUUCCGUCAACAGGAGGAGUCACCGAAGAUGUAAAAAAUAAUUACAUUGUGGAUAUUAACGGCUGUGUAAUAAUGGUUCAUGUAUUUUCCCUUCUAUGAAAAAUAAAAAAUAAAAAAUACACAUAUGAUGCAUUAUUACGUGAAAGUAGCAAUAUGUAUGCCCCGACAAAAUUU
This is a messenger RNA of Daphnia pulicaria, 3166 nucleotides long. RefSeq names its product sodium-coupled monocarboxylate transporter 1-like. Gene Ontology annotation, biological process: transmembrane transport; sodium ion transport. The transcript has 15 exons. Bases 1048 to 2778 code for a protein of 576 amino acids. NCBI's taxonomy places the organism in Eukaryota, Metazoa, Arthropoda, Branchiopoda, Diplostraca, Daphniidae. Gene Ontology annotation, cellular component: membrane. Gene Ontology annotation, molecular function: symporter activity. The record is from RefSeq and is a predicted model, not a curated record.